AUGUUUUUCAUUAGAAGUUCCCUUUCGAGCACAAGAAAGUUGUUCCGAAGAACCCUGCAGAGUGUCAAGUCUUUGUUUAGCGAAAGGACAACUUACCAAAGGCUUCCGAAACCCCCUUCUUUCAGACAGUUCUCUUGUCAAAGUUAUCGAGAUUUGGACAGAUUCUACUCGGAGUUCACCAACCUGUGGGACAACGAGUUAGCUGUGGAGGACAACGUAGUCGUAUCAACAUCCCCGAAAAGGGAAAUACUUCAGAAUCUGGAAGAAUUCAGAGAUGAUCGUUAUAGGUUGAUCGCGUAUGAAGAGAUGUUGGAGAAAGAUGUGAUCGAAAGAAGAUGUUUGGUGGCGGAAAAGCUCAAGGAGCUCGAAAUGAUCGACUCGAACAAUCUGGAAAAUGCACGAGAUAUCGAGGAAGUUCUUCAUCUAUACUCUCUUCUUACUUGUCCGGUUUAUAUCGACAUGUUCGACAAAUUUGUCACAGACAUGUACUCAGACAUCUUCAAUUUGAAAGUAUCAUCGGAUCCGAAGAGGAAUAGGGUGAUUUCUUGA
This is a messenger RNA of Daucus carota subsp. sativus, 549 nucleotides long. RefSeq lists its product as uncharacterized. The transcript has a single exon. NCBI's taxonomy places the organism in Eukaryota, Viridiplantae, Streptophyta, Magnoliopsida, Apiales, Apiaceae. The record is from RefSeq and is a predicted model, not a curated record. The coding region runs from base 1 to 549 and encodes 182 amino acids.